Messenger RNA from Venustampulla echinocandica, 1110 nucleotides. RefSeq names its product Aspartate-semialdehyde dehydrogenase. Lineage: Eukaryota; Fungi; Ascomycota; Leotiomycetes; Helotiales; Pleuroascaceae. Gene Ontology annotation, biological process: L-threonine biosynthetic process. The coding region runs from base 1 to 1110 and encodes 369 amino acids. The record is from RefSeq and is a predicted model, not a curated record. Gene Ontology annotation, molecular function: NADP binding; protein dimerization activity; NAD binding. The transcript has 4 exons.
AUGGCAAACCAAUUUACCUCGAAUGAUCAGAAAGUGCCGAAAAAGCGAUGCGGUAUUCUCGGAGCCACAGGCGCUGUCGGCCAACGCUUUAUUCUUCUUCUGUCUGAACAUCCGUAUCUGGAGAUUUCCACCAUUGGCGCCUCUGAGAGAAGUGCGGGGAAAACCUACGAUAAAGCGGUCCAUUGGCGUCAAUCAGAGCCCAUUCCUGCUACGGCUGCAGGGCUAGUUGUGCAAUCUUGUCGACCGGAACUCUUCAAGGGCUGCGAUGUUAUCUUUUCAGGUCUCGACACGGCAAAAGCGCAGGAGGUCGAGCUGGCCUUUGCUAGGUUGUACGCCGUAUUCUCGAAUGCUUCUGCUUAUCGAAUGGAUCCCUUGACGCCCCUAGUUGUCCCUACGGUAAAUUUAGCCCACAUGAGUCUGAUUCCAGCUCAGCGGCAGCACUUGAAGUCUGAAGGGAAGGGGUUUUUGGUGACAAAUUCGAACUGUGCCGUAAUCGGGAUCGUUAUCCCCUUCGCCGCCCUCCAAGCAAAGUUCGGCCGAAUCUCCGAAGUCAGCGUCGUCACGCUCCAAGCAUUGUCGGGCGCUGGUUACCCAGGGGUUUCAUCGAUGGACAUCAUAGACAACAUUGUACCCUAUAUUGAAUCGGAAGAGUCGAAGAUCGAGACGGAAGCCUGCAAGAUUCUGGGCAGUCUAAAUCCUGAACAGAACCAGCUCACGCCACAGCAGAUGCGAGUAUCAGCAGCCUGUAAUCGUGUCCCCGUCCUCGACGGUCACACCGCCUGCGUCUCCCUCCGCUUCGCCACCCGCCCCCCUCCUACUGCUUUAGAUGUUAAAGCUGCCCUGCAGUCUUAUGUCAGUGAAGCCCAGACCCUCGGAUGCUACUCUGCGCCCGCGCACGCUAUCAUUGUACAUGAAGAUCCGACACGGCCGCAACCCCGGCUGGACCGCAAUAUGGAGCGUGGGUAUGCUGUUAGUGUGGGGCGCGUGCGAGAAGACGAGUCUGGAAUUUUUGAUAUUAAGUUUGUGGCGCUAAGUCAUAAUAUUAUUAUUGGAGCGGCGGGAAGCAGUGUUUUGAAUUGCGAAGCAGCAAUUUUAAAGGGAUAUAUUUAA